Molecule: messenger RNA, 1792 nt
Organism: Eupeodes corollae
Lineage: Eukaryota; Metazoa; Arthropoda; Insecta; Diptera; Syrphidae
Gene: bond
Product: elongation of very long chain fatty acids protein 7
Exons: 5
Coding region: 375-1304 (309 amino acids)
Biological process (GO): very long-chain fatty acid biosynthetic process; fatty acid elongation, saturated fatty acid; fatty acid elongation, polyunsaturated fatty acid
Cellular component (GO): endoplasmic reticulum membrane
Molecular function (GO): fatty acid elongase activity
Source: RefSeq, a predicted model, not a curated record
GGUUCAAUUCAAAAGACAAAAUGGCAAAUCCUCACUUUUAUUUAUACACAUAAUCAUUUAAGACUUGGUAUCAGUUUGUUUAAGGCCCGGACGGCUAUCGGUUCAGAAUCAAUUUCAUUUUUAAGUUAGUCUCAAGUCACCAGUGUCAGCGGAGUGGCUGAAGCUCUCUCUCUCUUCAAGAUCAUAAAUCAGUAAUAAUAAAAGAGUUCCAAGUGGCUAAAAGUGAAUUCAGGAUUAAAUAAAAAUUAUUAUUGAAUCAGAAGAAAAAUCUAAAAAAAAACAGUGAGAGAAGCAAAGUUGUUUAAAGAAAAUUUAACAAAAAGUGAAGCAGUAAUUCUACUACCUCAACCUUAAAAAAAUAAACUCCUGCAAACAUGACAUCAUUUAUAAGAAUAUUCAACGAUAGGAUCGCUGGUCUUUCAAAUGGAGUUGACAAAACAAUUGACAACUGGCUGCUGAUGAGCUCACCCCUGCCACUUCUGACUUUACUUGGAGCGUAUCUGACAUUUGUACUUAAAGUUGGACCCGCAUUUAUGGCCAAUAGGAAACCAUAUAAUCUACAAAAAGCUAUGGUAGCUUAUAAUGCGUUUCAAGUUAUUUUCUCAACUUGGUUAUGCUAUACUUCAAUUCAAGAAAGCAGCAUUGUUUCCCAUUUGAUGGAAAAGAAAUGUGAAGUGCAUCGAGACAGAAAACAAACUUUACUCUUAUAUUCCGGUGCUUGGUUUUACUUCUUUUCAAAAAUUGUCGACUUCUUGGAUACGAUAUUCUUUGUGCUGCGUAAAAAGCAAAACCAAGUCACAUUUUUGCAUGUUUACCAUCAUACAACAACGGCGCUAUUUUCAUGGGGAUAUCUGAAAUACGCCCCUGGUGAGCAAGGAGUCAUUAUUGGUAUUGUGAAUUCAUUCGUUCACAUCAUCAUGUACUUCUACUACAUGGUAUCAGCAAUGGGACCUAAAUACCAGAAGUUCCUCUGGUGGAAGAAAUACAUGACAUCUAUCCAACUUAUCCAAUUCGUUCUAAUCCUCACUUACAUGAUCAUUGUUGCUGCUAAGGAUUGCAAAAUGCCAAAAUCUCUAACCUUCUUCUUUGUUGUCAACGCCCUGAUUUUCUUGUUCCUUUUCGGAAACUUCUACAGAAAAACCUAUAACAAAAAUAGAAAAGCUGAUGCCACAAAUUCUGCAACUUCUGGAACGAGUGCGAAACCAAAGAAAAAUUCAUUACUCGCUCAAGGCGAUCAAAUGAAACGACUUAUUGAUGUUAACAACAACAAUGCAGCCCCAACAAAAGCGCUCAAGGCCGAAUAGAUUUUGUGUGUAGAGAUUUGUUAUAGGAUUUAUUAUUAUUUUUUUUAAUUAUUAUUUUAAUUUUAUUAUUUUUGUUUAAUUAUACAUAAUUAAUUAGUUAAUUAGAAUAAUAAUUAAGUUAUAGGGUAAAUGAAGGUUUUUAUAAUUUUAAUAUAUUAUUAUUAUUUUUGUAAAACGGGAACAAAUAAUGAUGAGGUUAAAACAAAAAUUAUAAUAUUUGAAUGAAUUGUGACACAAAACAAAUAGAACUGAGUGAAUGAGAAUAAUUACAAAUAAAUAAAAUAAUUUUAUACUGCAGCAUGUGCAAAAUAUAAUAAUAAAUAAAAUGUUUUAAGAGCUGCCAAAAAGCAAAGCGAUACAAAUGGAGAACAAAUCAGCUGAAUUUGUUACUAAACUCUCCAUGAGAGUUUAUGUAAACCACAAAAAAUAAAUGUAAUAAAUGACUUUUUUUAAAUAAAAUAGAAUAUUUUGUAAAAAUUUAAAUAUAA